ACAAACCGAAUUUGCUUUCAUUUAGGCCAUAUAUAUUUCUUAAAUAGGUUAAAGUCAUAGAGAUUUUUUAUUUUUUUGUGGGAAUAGCACUUCGCCCUGGAGCGGUGCGCAAUGCUAUCUCAUGCCGACCUCCUGGAUGCUCGCCUCGGUGAGUUAUCAUCACCAAACUCCGGUCUUCAACUCUACUGUAAGCUGGAGGCGACUUCUCAUCUUAAAUCAAGCUGUGAAAAUUGUCAAUUUGCUUCUUAGAUGGUCUUAAUGUGACUGAAGUGAGCUAAACUCGCUUAAUUCAUUGGAAAAGUAAUUAUUAUUAUUAUAUUACUGCGUAAUUUGAUUUAACCAUUUUCUAAGAUAUCUUUGGAUCGAAUUGAAUUAAGAGUAUUUAAGGAGCAGAUUGUGGUGUGCAUGCUGUGAUUGUGUCUCUGCUUUAAAGAGCUGCACGAUUUCUAUUCUCUGCAUUUGUGUUUUUAAUGCAUGCCAAGCUUUUUCCUGCAGAAAAUAACCUUUCAGAUAUCUAUAUUUCACUGUAUUUGCCUGCCAAGUCUUUUGCAUGUUCUUUAAACCUAACAUGUCUUUUUUUUUCCUCCAGCAGACAAAAUGCUCUCUGUUUUCUUCUUACCAUGCUGUGCUUGUCUUGUGCGCAGGGAUGAAGGAUGCCGCGGCGGAGCUCCUGGGCCACAGGGAGGCUUUAAAGUGCAGGCUGGGCGGAGGAGGACCUGACACAGGCGGACACUCCGGGGAGCUCGGUCCGGGUCCGGACGGUGUGGAGGGAGCGACGAUGCUCCCCGGUGAUGAUAUCAGCAGCGGCGGAGGAGGAGGAGGAGGAGGAGGUGGACCCAACGCGGUGCAGGUGAACAGCAAAGAGCAGGAGAAGCAGCAGCAGCAACAGCAAAACAACAACAACAACAACCCGAACCAGUCCGGAGGGCAGCAGAGCCAGAAACAGAAGCGGCACCGGACCCGAUUCACACCUGCGCAGCUCAACGAGCUGGAGAGGAGCUUCGCCAAGACGCACUACCCGGACAUCUUCAUGCGCGAGGAGCUGGCGCUGAGGAUCGGCCUGACGGAGUCCAGAGUGCAGGUAGGAGGAUGGAGGCAGAUUUAUCUAAUUUUACCAACGUGGAGGGAUUAAAACAGAGCGCGAGACCAUAGAGAGAGGAGACACAAAGGCUCACGUGCAGUUUUGAAAUGAGGAGUCCAAACAUACAAAGAGGACAGGAUGAGCUGAAUGAGUGUGGAGCUUUCAAACCUGCUAAAAACCUGAUACAGGAGUAAAAACAGGCGAAAAUCACAUUCAAACGGGAUUAAAUACACACUUUGAACAGACCUCUGUUAUGAGCGAUUUAUUAUGAUUAGGCUAUUAGUGUUAUUAUUUACCUGCUGGACAUACAAAUAAAAAUAAACAAGCAACAGACCUCUUUACGGAAGCAUCACAGGAGAAUUUGAUCAAAUAUUGUAAAAGCCACAUGAGGAAGAAACUCAGUUAAAGUAGAAACACGAAAGAGAGAGAGAGAGAAUAAGAGAGAGGAAAGGGCAGACAAACAUCCUAAUUGUGCACUUUUACGCAUUAGUUUUCACAUUUUAAAAACAUCCUCAUAACCAAUAUUUUACCAUCAAAAUCGAUUUAACAAACUGGAAUUAUUUCUUUCAGGAAACAAUUAAAUUUAGCUCCAUUUGGAAAUUACACAGCUAAUGCACACCAGUAACACAGAAGGGACAGAAAAUCAACAAGAAAUAAAACAUAAAUAAGACAGAUUAAACUAAAAUACUUCAAUAUAAAGAAAACCCAAUAAAAAGAAACAAACGUGUGUAAAUGACAUUUAAUAUUAACAUGUUAUCCGUUUCAGAUUCACGGAUUUCUAACUCUUAAGUGUGAACCUUUAAUACAAAGACAUGAGACUGAUACGACUAAAGACGUUUCUUAUCUAAUCUUUCUUAUUAUCUUAUCUCAUCAUCGAUUUAUCACAUUUUAAUCAUAACAAAUUUAAGACUCGUUAAAAGUACGUGACAUUUGAAUUUUUUGUUUCACAAUUAGCCAGAUUUUUAAAAAUUAAUGAAAGGAAGUUGGACUUAAAAGGUUUUUAAUAUCUAUCAGGGAUAAAAUCACGAUUAAUAUUCUAACUAUAAUUAUUAUCAUUAUUUACAAGAUAUCUGUUUAAUUAACAAGUCACUACUGGACCUCACAUGUUCUUCAUCUGUUCAGUAGACUUCACCAUAAUGUCACAGACUGAUGUGAUUGGAAAUCACGUUGCCUUAAAUAUUUUGUGGACGUUGCUAAAAACACCAAACACACUUUUUAUCGCGAUAUUUUAACCUUAAACCGAAAACCUAUAAAACAUCAUAAUUCAGCUUGUAUUCAUUUUUGUUUUAUGAGCCUUUUUUUUUUAAUUAAAAGCUAUUUAAGUGAAUAUAAUUACAGUGCAGGACAAAUAUUAUAAUACACUCCAUCUACACACACACACUCACACAUACACACACACAAAUAUAAUAUGCAAAAAAAUAUGCAAAUAAUAAUGAUAAUAAUAAUAUAAAAAGAAAUGAUUAGUUUACAAUCUGAUUUUAGGUCAGUAUAAAUGGUUUAGCAUGUUAUACACACACAUUUACAAACCUACACACUAGGGCCCGACCGAUUUAUCGGUAAUCGGCCAAAACUUGCCGAUAUUUUCAGGAAUAAAAUGCAGAGAAUAAGAUUUGGUUUCCCUUUGAAAAUGUUCCACCAUUUGAAAAGUUCCCUGACUUAUCCUGUAGAUGGCAGUUGAAAGCGCUUUUCUGGUCUGAGUAUGAUCAGUUGGUCUUCCUGUCGGUGUGAAGAGCAGUAGCCUACAUUAAACUUCAUUAAAAAAAAAUAAAUAAAUAAAAAAUCGGAUGAUCAAUCGAUAAUCGGACCCCCUCACUUAGUAAUUGGUAUCGGCAUCGUCCCCAAAAAAUACAUAUGGUCGGGCCCUACUACACACACAAAUAACACCACACAUUAUACAUCGCGAUAUUUUAACCUCAUAUUUAAAAUUCAUAAAAAUCUUCAGGCUUAUUUUAUUUUUGAACAAAAUUUAAGGAUCCUUAUUUUUAACUUCUCUUCAGUGUGGCCGAUCCAGAGCCGGUUCUCGAUGUGGGUCCAUGAUGAAUCUGGCUCUAAAUGAGGGUGUGAGCAGCUCUUAUGUUCCUCAGACUGAGCUCAUGCUCUCAUCUUCCCUCUCAUAGGUUCACCUCACUCUCUCUGCUUUGUUCCUCUCUGUAAUCACGCUCUCUGUCCUCGCUGACCUCCAGUCUGCGCAAAUACAACACAUCAGCCACACACGCAGGAAAUAUGGACACCCUGCCUUAUUAACUACACACACGGCACGUGCACUUGGAAUAAUAAAGUGGGAUAAUAAUAAUUAUGAUGAUGAUGAUGAUGAUGAUUAUUAUUAUAAACACUACAGCUGAGGCUCAUUCAAUAAGGAUUUCCAUAAAAUAAGAAUUAGUGAAAUGACUCUGGUCUGCUGGGAUAAAUAGGAGCUGGUCCGGGAUCAUUUUAGAGCCACGUGCCUGUCAGAGCUCUGCACGUCUUAAUGCCGCGCGCGCGCUGCUGAGGGUGCACUCUGUCUUUUUUAAACGGGAAUGAGAAAUUACAUUUUCUUUCCUGUGAAGUGUAAUGCAUUUCAGGCCGGAUUUCACGGCUCGAUACACGAAGAGAGAGAGAGAGAAAGUGGGUGAGAGAGUGAGAUUGUCCCGUUCUUAUUACCGCGCGCCACUUUCUCAAGCAAAUCUGCACAUUAAUCAUAGAGGCACGCGCUCAACCACACCUACAGAGAGCUCAAGGACUUCCGGAAUAAAGUCUGUUUGUCACAGCAGAAACCUUAUCUCUAUUAUUCCGGUGCGUGUUUAAAAAAUUGCGCAAGAAAAAUGUUUUUUUUUAAAAAAUAAACGUUUAGAAUUGAGUUUUAAUAAAAAAGGAAAAAAUAAUAAUCUGCACCUUUUAAUAAAUAUGUGAGAACUGUGAACUGAUUCAUAAAAUUACAAUAAAUUCACACAGCUAAAGCGAUCUGAAAUAGUCCCGGAUUUUGGACUUCAAAAUAAACAAACAAAAAAAAAAAAGUUAAUAAUUUUGGUAACACUUUAUUUGAUCUCUGUAACGCAUUAUAAAUAUAUGUGUAAUGUGUUAUAAUCACGUAAUCGCGUGCAUUACUGUUUUUAUAAACACUCAUAAAUGAUGAUAAUGCUUUAUAGCAAUAAUCAUAACACAUUAUAAAAUAAUUUAUCAUGACUUACAAGGUCAGGUAUUAUAAUGUGUUAACAACUCACUGACAAUGCCCACAUAGAUAACGCAAUGCAACUGUUGUUAACUGUUAUAACACAUUAUAAUACCUGACCUCAAAGUCAUGAUAAAAUACUUGUGUUGUGUUAUGUGUUAUGAUUAUUGCUAUAUAGCAUUAUGAUCAUUCAUGAACGUUUAUAACUAUAGUUAUACAGUGCUAUAUACAUAUAUUUAUGUUGCGUUAUAGAGAGGCGUCAAAUAAAGUUUUACCAUAAUUUUCUUUAUUGUUUUGGAAUCAGAGGUCAAGAUGGAGACCAUUUUCAUUAAUUUUUUUGAAACCUUUAGCCUCCAAAAUACAGUAAAUUUAGGUUUUAUUUUGACGACACUGAUGUUACCACUUUUUUAUUAAGCAAAACACACUAAAGUAGACAGCCUUAUAAUAAAAAUAUUCACAGUAAUCCGAAAUUUAUUUUUAAAAUUGAGUUUAAGUUCCAGUUUUAUGCCUGUAUGUGGAUCUGGAUCUUACAUUGCGCGUUGCAGGGAGCUGGUUUACUGUCAUGGCGAACAGACAGGCCUGAUUUCUUUGUUAUUUUAUCACAGAGGAGUAUGAGUGUCAGUGUCAGUGCACCACCAGCCUCCUCCUGACCCCUCACUGUCCGUCCACAGGUCUGGUUUCAGAACCGUCGCGCCAAGUGGAAGAAGCGCAAGAAGACCACCAACGUGUUCCGCGCCCCGGGGACCCUUCUGCCGACGCACCACGGCCUGCCUCAGUUCCCCUCCGCCGCGGCAGCAGCAGCGGCCAUGGGCGACAGCCUCUGCUCCUUUCACGCCAACGACACCCGCUGGGCCACGGCGGGGAUGCCCGGCGUGUCUCAGCUGCAGCUCCCGCCCGCUCUGGGCCGCCAGCAGGCCAUGGCGCAGUCCCUGUCUCAGUGCAGCCUCGGAGCCGGACCUCCGCCCAACUCCAUGGGUCUGUCCAACAUGUCGUCCAACGGCUCCGGGCUGCAGUCUCACCUCUACCAGCCCACCUUCCCAGGGAUGGUCCCCGCGUCUCUGUCCGGCCCCACCAACGUGACCGGCUCGCCUCAGCUGUGUAGCUCCCCGGACAGUGACGUCUGGAGAGGGACAAGCAUCGCGUCGCUGCGCCGCAAAGCGCUGGAGCACACAGUGUCCAUGAGCUUCACUUAGUAACGACAUCUUUUCAUUUUAGUUCUUCUUCUCUAUCUAUUUACGGAGCACCGGGAGGGACAAAAACCAGGAUUCUCGUUCAAAUUACACCUGGCCUUUUUUCUUUUUUCUCCAGACCUGAGGGAAUCUGAAGCUACUGCUCUUUCAUAAGACUGGGUCUGUUUACGCUCUAAUUUAUUAUUUGGCAUGUAGCAUAAGACAGCUAUUUAUUUGUUGAAUUAAUUUAUGGAUUUGUUCUGUAUUUAUUUAUUUAUUGUUUGGCACAUGCAGCCCUUAUUGUGGCGGGGCUUCAGCGACUGACUGUUGGCUUUUGAGGACAAAUUAUGUGGAUAUAAAGAAAAAACAACAAGAAUCCAGCAGACCCCUGUUUUCCACUCUGAAGGGGCCUGAGAGGAUGCACAGUGGACAUGCAGAACAAACACCUGGAGAGGAUUGAAAGGAUCAGGAGUACGAGGAAGAAGAGGAGGACUUGACUGCAUGUGCUAUCCAAGAAAAAUGAAAAUAAAAAAUAAGGGAAAUACUUUAAAUGAAGAAGACCUGGACACUGACUUAACUAUAAUCUGUUCUAUAGGAUGUUUUGUGUAGCGGAAACACUCUUGUUCCCAUUUUGGUCAGUUUGUGAAAAAAAAAAAAAACUUCAGUUUGAAGAUUCUGUCUGUGCUUAUGAUCAAAUCUGACUUUUUAAAUGUUUGAACCAUUUUGUUUCAUGGACAUGUUUAUAAUAUUGAUUCAGUGUAAAUGAUCAAAUAAAAAUCAUUUUCGAUUAUGUCAAA
Messenger RNA from Xyrichtys novacula (pearly razorfish), 6195 nucleotides. The record is from the annotation of a GenBank genome assembly. Lineage: Eukaryota; Metazoa; Chordata; Actinopteri; Labriformes; Labridae.